Molecule: messenger RNA, 339 nt
Organism: Botrytis deweyae
Lineage: Eukaryota; Fungi; Ascomycota; Leotiomycetes; Helotiales; Sclerotiniaceae
Exons: 3
Coding region: 1-339 (112 amino acids)
Source: RefSeq, a predicted model, not a curated record
AUGUCGCGCGUGCUUCCAACUCUUUGCUUGUUGUCUCAAAAGAUCUUUCGAAUGAUUGACAAGAUCCGUGAGCUGCAACAGACGAUCCUGAACAAAGACGACGUAAUCCACGAUUGGUGGACAAGAGCACAGUGGGCCGAGCGAAGAGUUGAUGUCUUGACCGCUGAGAUCGCUGGCAAGGACUCGGAAAUAGCUGAGAAGAACACCAAGAUCGGGGAGCAAGCUGAUGAGAUCGCUGCGCUUAUGGCAGAGCUCGCUGUCGUCAGAGCUGGUCAACAGGCGAAUCGUGGCAGAUCCCGGGGAAUUCCGCGGAGAAGAGCAAGAAGGGUCCGCAGGUAG